Messenger RNA from Bradysia coprophila, 4997 nucleotides. RefSeq names its product Protein kinase C delta (gene Pkcdelta). The record is from RefSeq and is a predicted model, not a curated record. NCBI's taxonomy places the organism in Eukaryota, Metazoa, Arthropoda, Insecta, Diptera, Sciaridae. Gene Ontology annotation, biological process: peptidyl-serine phosphorylation; intracellular signal transduction. Gene Ontology annotation, molecular function: ATP binding; diacylglycerol-dependent serine/threonine kinase activity.
GUAUCUCAAUCUUGAUAGAGAGUGUCGUGUCGGGUCAACACUAGUCCAGAACAAUAAUUUUCUUAUUAUCUUCUGUUUCAAUUUAAAUAACUUACAUACAGUGAUGAUAUUGCGGUAUUAAUCAGCAUCUUGACUAUAGACAAAUUUAUUUAUCGACUCGCAUCUAAUACACGUCUAAGAACCACGUCUUCGAAAAUUAGAGACAAUGAGCCAUAAGAUUGCUAAAUAAAUAAAUUAAAAAUUCUCCUAUCUAAUCAAAUUUCAUGACAGAUAAACCAAUGAUAAAAAACAGAUAAAGGAAAAAAGGAAAUUUUUGUUAAGGUAAAUUAGAAACGGGAAAUAAUUUUCUUUCUUUAUUCGUGUAAAAGUAAAAAGCAUGCACUUGAAAGUCCUUUAAACUGGCACUAAAUGAAAUAGAACACUUCCGCACGUUCUUUAAAUUUUAAUUUAAGUGUGUUGAAAAUCGGUAGUGUGACGAACAAUUUCAUAAUAAAAACGCUUAAUAGUAAAGUUUUGGUAUCUUUACGAAAAUAAAAAAAAAAGUUGAAAAGAAAACUCAUCUCUCCGAAAUAUUCAUUUUUUUUGUGUGUGCUGAGAGUGCGACGGUUAUUAUGUAAUAUUAUGAUGGCAUAAAGAUUUUUUUUUCGAAAUUGCGAAUAUCUUUCUCGUCUCUUAUUAUGUUUACAAUUGUCACGUGAGCAACUGGUGUAUUUUCACAGAGAUAUAAUUAAAAUGCCACUAUAUUCGGAUUCAUCGUACUACUGUGGCGGAGCGCAACUUUAUUCACCGUACUAUGUUCCAUCGUCAAGUUUUGCUCCAUCAUUUUCUGGCUACAGUCGGAAUGCAUUGUCGGGAACGUAUUCAGCUCCCCCAGCUAGAAGUACAUUUGCGGCAAUAAAUCGACACUACAAACCCAUGCUAACACCAAUAUCCGAAUCAUAUGCAGCCAGACGUCCACAAAAUCUAGCUUCACUCACUCGAAUCAAUUCCCCGAAAUUGAAUCUGCAUAGUUCGUACAUACCGCCAAGACCAAUUCAGAUCAAUACAGCCGAUAUCGAUGUAUCGUCGUCUCGGUACCGUAGAGCCGCGGCCAGGUCAAAGUCACCCGAAAAAAUCGUUUAUGGAAAAGCGUCAUCACCAGCUAACGAAAAUGAUUCACCAUUUAUGCCAAGAGUUGACCAAAAUGAUCCACCACAAAAUCGAUCGACGAUCAAGCGCGACAGAAAUAUUGUUCGCUUAUCGACAAUGCGAUCGAGAAGUAAAUCACGAAGUAAGAAGAGUCAAUCUAGUAGCUCGAAAAGUUCAGUUAAAAAAGACAGUGACACUGAAGCGACCACCAGCACAGUACCGCACAGUCCAAGUCCCGACACAAAAGGCAAAACGUCAUGGCGGGAUAAAUUCGGAGAUGAUUUACUAACAAAAAACAAGGAUGUGGUACGAAAAACUCCCGGUGAGUUAAUUUUGGAAAAGCACAUUAUAAAGCCGAAACACAAAGAGCCGGAAGAAGGUCAAAUGCAGAAAACUGAAAUUAUUUACUUGGAGCCAAAAUUACGGAAGUCUAUUCGACGACACAGUUUGGCGAAAUGUCCAAGCUUUAAGGAUAUUUGUAAGGAUAUUUCGGCAGAGUUAAAAGUGAAUGAUGAUUUGAAUGCUGGUGAAUUGCGACGUCGUGCCUCGUUAAUAUUUGAGGAAGAACAGCAAAAUAUUUUACAGAAAAUUGUCGAAAGCGGGGCUGAGUCGGUAGAUGAAGCUUUAGUUGCUGUUGAUGAACAAAUCAAUGAACCAAUUUUAGAAGAAGCAGAUGAUAUCAAUCUGAAAUUGAAACAUAGCCGGCAUAUAGUCACUGCUAUCGUUGAUGUUGAUAAUAUGGAAGAAAGGGCUGAAACUAAGGAUGUUCCAAUUGAGCAAAAUAAAUCACCGAAGUGGAAAGUGGUUGUCGAAAAAAUUGAGGAAGACCACGCAAUUCAUACAGUGUUUAAGCUGCCGAAGAAAAAGGCGAAAACUAGCACAGAUGGCGCACCAAAGGUGGCCAAACCGAAACCAAUCUCUAAAAUCAAGAAAUCAGAAAGCGGUGAAGAUUUUUGGGGCGCAAUAGGUACAAGAGAAACAGUUUAUUAUGAUCAGAGACGACGAGACCUUUUAGCAUUAGAAAUGAAAAAGAAGGAAGAUGAUCUCCUUGGGCUUCAAAAUGCUGAAAAUUUACAGGAACCAAAGAUUGGAUGUGAAGAUGAAACCGUAGAAACUGAGGUCACAAUAAAAAAAUCUGAAGACAUAAAACCAAAGGUCGAAAAAACGGAACCUUUACCAUUGAAAAAGUCCAAAUCAAAGCCAAAAGCGAAUGUGGGAGCACCUGUAGAAAAGAAUAAUGCUGCUGAUGCUGGCAAGGCUACGGAAAAGGUUGAGCAGGGGUCUGUAAGCGUCGAAAAGGCUAAAGUAAAAACUGUUGACAAAGUCUCAGUGGAAACAAAGAUAAAAAUUGGCCAAAAACAGAAAAUUGUAGUGAAAAGCAUUGAGACCGCAAUGCAUCCAAAAUUAACCGAAAAUAAGCAGCCCAAAAUACAAAAUGCUACCGUGACAAUCAUAGAAAAGCAAAGUAUUAUCACGAAAAGAUUUGAGUCCGCCCAAAAGUUAACAAUAUUACCGUCUAAAUCACCAGACGUAGCAACGUCUUCACAGUCAACCAUAACACCGACUUCCACUGAUGCAUCCCAAAUUACAACUGAUAAAUACGAUGCAAAUAUGAAUAAUAAAAACGUAGUAAAAAUACAACCAUCCAAAAAUUCUGAGAUACAAACGCCGCUAAAAAUAACGACUGGGCUGAAAGCCAAGUCACCUGAAAUAAAACAGAAACAAACAAAAGUAAAAGAUUUUGCAACGAUGAAGGAAGAGAAUAAAAUACCAGCGACGACAGCAACUACUGAACACAAAUCAGCCGCUGAAAACAUAAAUAAAAUGAUCAAAGGUAUUUCAGGAAGCAAUGUAGCGGCUAGCAGCAGCAACAACGAAGACGACGGCACCACAUGUGAUAAGAUGCAAAAUACAACCGAAAAUAGUUUCACUGAAACUCGGUCAGUGAAGAAACGCAAUGAGAAUCAGGUCACGAGUUCAUCGAAAAUGUCACCAAUAUAUCGCAAAUAUGAUGAGAAAGCGAACAGCAAAAAAUCGUCCAAAUCUAGUACGAAACAUUCGAAAGAGUGCACACCCGCCGAUGAAAUAAAUGACAAAUCAUUAUCGACAAACACAGGUGAUGAUUUAAAUAAAACGAAUAGUUUAUCAAAGUUCCCAACGAUUGCCAAUUUAAAUAAUCUAUCUCUUACUACCAAUAAUAAAUCAAGCACGGCUGAUGAAUAUUGCAUUAGCGGUGAGGAGUCUGAUGUAACGUCGGUUUACGGUUCAGACUCUGAAUAUUCGUCGGACGAUCUAAGUAGUUCCGGUGAAGACGAAAUGGGCUUAAAGCGUCGCCAUAAAAAGAAAAAUAAAGACAAAAACUUCGAUCCGAAAAAAGUGGUCAAGCUCGAUCACAAGCGGAAGUGUUAUGUAGUCGAUGAAAGUCCAAAAUAUCCGUUGAUUGCAACACCACGUCCAUUGCAGAAACGUUGGCAUUACUAUAGUGAAAGUGAAACCGAAAGUGAAGAAACGAGUGAUGAAAACAGUUCUGACGAAAGUUGUUUCGUUGAAUGUGCUCAGUCCGGAAGCGAAAAAGGCAAAGAAGUACGUAUGAGUACAUGCAGCAAUGAUUCCGGAUUUGAGGGCGGUACCGCACCGACCAGCCCCAAGAAAAUGUUGGGAGUUCGUGAAGCGAGAGAAUCACCAAGUACUCCUCCAAGUCAUAAUCCCGCAUUUAAAAUCGAUUCAAAUCAUGACGAUUUAGAGACAUCAUACACAUUUGCACAAUUCCAACGGUCAGGACGUAUUACAGCACCUGCGACCACAAUACCUAGAUUUAAGAAAUAUGCCGUAGACGAUUUUCACUUUCUUACUGUGCUUGGGAAGGGUAGUUUUGGAAAGGUACUUUUGGCCGAACUGAGAAAUACAGAGUUUUACUACGCUGUAAAGUGCUUGAAAAAAGAUGUCGUCCUGGAAGAUGACGAUGUCGAAUGUACGUUAAUUGAACGAAAAGUAUUAGCUCUAGGAACAAAACAUCCGUACCUGUGUCAUCUGUUUUGCACCUUCCAAACAGAGAGUCAUCUGUUUUUUGUUAUGGAAUAUCUCAAUGGAGGCGAUCUAAUGUUUCACAUACAAGUAAGCGGACGCUUUCCCGAACCGAGAGCGAAAUUUUAUGCCGCCGAAAUUAUUUCCGGAUUGAAAUUUUUACAUAAGAAAGGUAUAAUUUAUCGUGAUUUAAAAUUAGACAACAUUUUAUUGGACUUUGAUGGACAUGUCCGAAUAGCCGAUUUCGGAAUGUGUAAACUGCAAAUAUAUUUGGACAGAACGGCAGACAGCUUUUGCGGAACACCGGAUUAUAUGGCACCCGAAGUAAUAAAGGGGCUAAAAUACAAUCAAGCUGUCGAUUGGUGGUCAUUCGGUGUUUUGCUCUACGAAAUGUUAAUUGGUCAAUCGCCAUUUAGCGGAUGCGACGAAGAUGAAUUAUUUUGGUCAAUUUGUAACGAGAUUCCCUGGUAUCCUUUCUAUUUGUCCAAGGACGCUUUGAAUAUAUUAAGCAAAUUAUUAGAGAAGGAUUCAAAUACGCGAAUGGGUGCACCAACGAGUCCUCAUGAGGACAUAACGGAAAAUAUUUUCUUUAACGAGAUCGAUUGGAAGAAAUUGGAAAGACGAAUGCUGGAACCACCGUUCAAACCACAAGUGAAACAUCCCCUAGAUACCCAGUACUUCGAUCGAGCAUUCACAAGAGAACGCGUACGUUUAACUCCAAUCGACAAAGAAAUUCUACAAUCAAUGGAUCAACAGCAAUUUCAAGGUUUCACCUACACAAACCCCAAUGCAACACCUACUUGAAUUGAGAGUCAUCCUAUUUCUUAAAAUUUAAACCAACAAAA